Molecule: messenger RNA, 1509 nt
Organism: Cyanidioschyzon merolae strain 10D
Lineage: Eukaryota; Rhodophyta; Bangiophyceae; Cyanidiales; Cyanidiaceae
Product: similar to sucrose transporter
Exons: 1
Coding region: 1-1509 (502 amino acids)
Biological process (GO): transmembrane transport
Cellular component (GO): membrane
Molecular function (GO): sucrose:proton symporter activity
Source: RefSeq, a predicted model, not a curated record
AUGGAGGAACAAGCCGCUAAACUCAGUACCCUACGUCUAUACCUGGUGACAUCGGCCAUGCUAGGCAUCCAGUACGCGUGGGCGGUGCAAGUCGGGGUGACGACGGCGGUACUUCUGGAACUUGGCAUGACUGCACGUUGGGUCUCACUGGCGUGGUUGGCAGGACCAAUUGCAGGCCUAGUUGUACAGCCGCUCGUAGGCCUGCUCUCGGACAGGAGCUCCAGUCGGCACGGAAAACGCAGGCCGUUUGUAGCGGUCGGUGCGGUGCUCACGUCAGCCUCGCUACUUGCAUUCGCCUACGCGGUGCCGAUAGCGCGCCGCUCUCGCUUCUUGACGCCGCUUUUUGUUGCUGUUUCCGCUUUCUGGUGCUUAGACUUUUCAAUAAAUGCCAUGCAAGGGCCUUUGAGAGCCUUGAUUUUCGACCACGUCGAAGCCGCUGAGCAGGAACGCGGUAAUGUGGCCAUAGCGGUCUACAUUGCGAUAGGAAACCUCGUUGGCAGUGCUAUGGCAGGUGCGGCAUUAACUAGAGACACAUUUUUGCGGCAUGUAUUCUCGACUGAUACAGAAGCGCUGUACACUAUCGGUGCUGUGCUUGUUCUCGGAACUGCAGCAGUCUGUUGGGUCGCCAGCGCGCCGCUAGCACGCAACCGUUCCUGCCCAGCCCAGACGACACCAUGGACCGUACCCGAAAGUGAUAACGUACGCCUACCGAUACCUGAUACCGAAUCAAUGGACGAAGCGGAAAGCGAUAACUGCCGCGAACUCGCCUCUCGAUCGCCCGGAAUGAUGCGCGCGACUGGACUGACGCUAAAGCCAGUGGCGAGCCAGUUGCUGAGCCUUGUGCAGCACUGCCGGAGAGCACUGAAGACUGCGUCCACGACAUUUUGGGUUGUUUUCCUGAUACAACUCGGUACAUGGUACGGAUGGUUCUCGUUGUUCGUUUUCGGUAGCUCCUGGUUCGGGGUCAAUGUUUUCGGUGGUGAUCCGCAUGCCCUCGCGGGGAGCAUCGCGAGGGAACGCUACGAAGCGGGAAUACGUCACGCGAAUGUCGCUCUAGCGCUGCAGAGCAUCAUCGCAUUCUUGUACGCCAUGCUCAUGCCGCAGAUCCAGUAUCGAGUUUGGCGACUCUCACCAAUGCAGGUGAAGUACGGGUUCUCUCUGGUGGUACAGGCCACCGUUUUACUCGCGCUGGCAACCAUUGGCGCUCGGAAUGUGGUACUCGCGGUGUGCCUGCAGGCUGUCCUUGGUAUCUCGUGGGCAACGAGCAUCACGAUUCCCUGGGCCCUUGUCGGUGCAUCCGUUGCGAAUAGCAAUGCACGAGACGCUGCUGGUACAUUUGCGACGCUCUUCAACGCGAGUCAGUGUUUCCCCGAGAUUGCAGUUGCUCUACUGAGCCCAGUAUUGGGGCGCCACGCUUCCGUCGCAGUCCAGCAUAAUCGGGUACUCACCUCGGGCGCGAUCAUGGUCGGAUUAAGCACGCUUUUGGUACCAUUCGUCCAUCGUUCGUAA